UCGCAGCCCAUACAGCUCGCCGGGGCAGCCGGGUUAGAGGCCUGGGCAGGUCCCGGAGGGCGAAGGAGAAAGCCGGGUGCGCGGCAGGAAUGGGCGCGGGGACGCCUCCCCUAGGUGACACGGAACACUGGGGGCGCUGUCUUCGUUUCAGGAUUGGGGAUACAUGCCACACUCACCUGCUCAACUGAGAAAGGAGAUACCAUGCCAGGGAAAGGGAAGCGAGGAAAAGGCCGGGGCAAGCGCGGGAAGAAGCAGAAGAAGCAGGAGGUGGACAUCCUCAGCCCCGCGGCGAUGCUGAACCUCUACUACAUCGCCCACCACGCGGCCGACUGCCUGCACAUGCGGGGCUUCCGCUGGCCGGGCGACCCCAAGGCGAAGAAAGGGAAAAACAAGACUUAGGGGAUAGCGUUCCGCGGCACAUCUCUCCCACAGAGCAGGAUCGAGGGAGGAGGAGGCGGGCUACACACCCAUUGCAAGCAGCGUGGACUUGCUAACGGCAACCGGAGAGGGCAGCUUUCUGCGGCAGGGAGUGGUACAGAGGUGCGUUCCACUUCCUCAGCUCAACUCGGGUAUGGCUAGCCAGUCUGGUUCUUCAGAAGUUAGGGGGGCAAGACUGAGUAGGACUUAAAAAUGUCACUGCAAUCCUGGAUCCGAAUUAAACCUUGCUCUCAAAAGGCAGUUCUCACUCGAGU
Pipistrellus kuhlii (Kuhl's pipistrelle) is the source of this 692-nucleotide messenger RNA. RefSeq names its product small lysine rich protein 1 (gene SMKR1). Lineage: Eukaryota; Metazoa; Chordata; Mammalia; Chiroptera; Vespertilionidae. The record is from RefSeq and is a predicted model, not a curated record. Bases 202 to 399 code for a protein of 65 amino acids. The transcript has 2 exons.